CUUCAGUGUUCAAGUCUAAUGGAACUCGUUGAAUUUUGUCCAAUUUCACACUUCCAAUUCAACAGCAAGAUAUACAAACAGAUGAAAGCAACUCCAAUGAGAUCACCAAUAUCCGGAUUAAUUGCAGAAGCACUGAUGCACAGACUAGAAGCCAUCAUCCUACCUGUCAUCAAACCAAAAUUCUCGAUUCCCUAUGUGGACGACACUUUUGUCAUCAAUAAAAAAGAUAAUAUAGAAAACACUCACAGUUUGAUCAACGUUUCCAGUGACAUCAAAUUCAUAAUAAAGAGGAAGUCAAAAUACCAACUACCAUUCCUGGAUGUUCUAGUCAGUAGAAUAAAUGCUGGAAAACUCGACACCCAAGUGUACAGGAAGCCAACACACACUGAUCAAAUCCUCAACUACAACAGCAACAACCCAACAACGCACAAAAUCAGUUGCUUGCAGACUCUAUUCAGAAAAGUGAGAACACACUGCAACACAACAAAUUCACGGAGAGACGAACAAAAUUACUUGAUAUCCAUCCUAAAGCGGAACGCUUACCCACGAAACUUUGUCAGAAGAUGCCCAUCCCGUACCUCAUCAACUACAAAGUCAUCGACAGAAAUCAGUAAACGCAUCAUUCUACCAUACAUAAAGAGUAUAUCAGAGAUCACGAGAAGAUUACUGAGACCACUUGAUGGGAUUGGUGUGGCUCAUAAAUCAACAAAUUCCUUUCAAACAGUAGUAUGCAAAUCAGAGGAUACAACAACCAGAGAAGACAAACGGAAUAUCAUUUCAAAAUCAACUGCAAUAACUGUAGUCGACACCACACUGGGUGAAAUGGUCACCCUCUUCACCUUCGUCUACAUGAACACCAAUCGGUUAUUCUCAACGUGACAAGAUUUCAUCACUCAUCACUCAAUGCAUGUGGAUAACAACUGUGGACAUGAAUUCAAUGUGGACAAUGUAUAAAUGUUGGCUGGAGAGAGGAAACACAAAGAUUAUGAGAGAAUUCGUAGAAGCUUGAUAUUGAGGUCAGUCAGUCAGUCAAUCAUCAAUCAAUAGAUGUACAGACGUAGACCCGAUCUAUCCACCAAUGAGUGGAAUGAUAAACGACAGAGAGGUCAGAGGUGAAGCAGAGGGACAACCAACAAGGAAAUCUAUGCACUCGAUGAUACGACAAUCAACGAAACUGUUAUGGGUUCGAGGCGCUAAUGGUGUAUGUAUAUAUUCCGAAACGAAUGUAAUACGCGCGCUUAGCUGACAGCUAACUUGGUACACAAGAGACACUGGCUGCAACCCCGGGACGAAUAGAGAGAAGAUCGAGGCUGGCAGAUGGAAGAGUGUAUCACUCCGAGAAUAUAACAACAACGAAUCAAUCCAAAACACGUGAAUAAGUGUACACAUGAAAAAUGACCUUGUCCGCAAUUGGAGAAAUUCGCAUAGUAAGAGUAAAAGUUAACCAAUUAGCGAUUUACAUUACAAUGAGGGCAGAAAUAGACCAUUAGCCAUACCGUAAAAGUAAUGUGGGAAUGACACGUUAAAGUGUUCAGAUGAAUAACAAUGUUUUACACAAGACUGGGGCAUCACAGCAGAAACAAUCAGUCACACACCACUUUGUCAGACUAAGCUACCGAUUCACUUACGAAGAGAUAUUGAUAGUUCAUUUCAUUUUGAAGUUUGUGCUGCUGAUGGUGUUCUCUGGAAAGACAAUGAAAGCUUCGGGACUAGACCAUCUGGCUGAGAGAAUGCAACAUAACUAAAACUGAUCAGAUUGGUUUUUCCAGGUCAUUUACGUUUGCAUUUCAUUGUCUUAAUUUUAUUGUUGUCGGCGUGGAGAGUAAACAAUGAACAAACAUUUAAUCUGUAAAUCUAAUCCUUCUUACUUUCUGAAAUAAAUAUUUAUCAGGUAAAUUCAUAGACAACAUACUCCGUUAUAGAUACCUAGUGAACAUUGAACCACCUUCUGUAUCAUGGACGAAAAGAAGUUAUCCUGUG
Messenger RNA from Heterobilharzia americana, 1980 nucleotides. Lineage: Eukaryota; Metazoa; Platyhelminthes; Trematoda; Strigeidida; Schistosomatidae. The record is from the annotation of a GenBank genome assembly.